This is a messenger RNA of Leptidea sinapis, 2481 nucleotides long. Its product is annotated as zinc finger protein basonuclin-2-like. The transcript has a single exon. Gene Ontology annotation, biological process: regulation of DNA-templated transcription. NCBI's taxonomy places the organism in Eukaryota, Metazoa, Arthropoda, Insecta, Lepidoptera, Pieridae. The coding region runs from base 96 to 2150 and encodes 684 amino acids. The record is from RefSeq and is a predicted model, not a curated record. Gene Ontology annotation, cellular component: nucleus.
ACCCGCGCGGUCACCUGUGUCCUACGUCCUCAGUCGCACGGCGGCCGCGACGCGCGACGCACGUCUUGUUAUACUAUGACAUUGCCGUUAACGUGAUGGACGGGAAAGAGUUCGGUGCGGUCCCGGGCUUAUCUGGCCUGGACUACUUUAUGAUGCCGCGCGUUCAACCGGCCCCGCACUUCGACUUCAGAAAACUCGGCGCUAGUUUCAGCGGUCGUGAUGAUGAGAAAAAUGAAGCACCUGAUUUUCCGCCGGAGAGACGGGAUCCUGCACCUUGGCCCCUCGGCCUCGGGGUACAAUUCGUCAACCCAGCGACCGGGAAGAAAAGAGUGCAGUGUAAUGUUUGUUUAAAGACUUUCUGCGAUAAAGGUGCUUUAAAAAUUCACUUUUCGGCGGUUCAUCUGCGUGAAAUGCACAAGUGUACAGUGGAAGGGUGUACGAUGAUGUUCAGUUCGCGGCGCUCGAGGAAUCGCCACAGUGCUAAUCCAAAUCCGAAGUUACAUUCGCCGCACGUCCGGCGCAAGAUAUCGGCGCACGAUGGCAGGUCUGCUCAACCGUUUCCGUUACUGCCUGCCUUAGCGCGCCUGCCGCUACCUCCACCUGCACUAUUGCCACCUGAGCUGGCAGCACGACUACCUCCCCCGCUGUCAGCACCUGGCUCCACACCGCUGCCACCUCGCGUGCCUCUAGAUGAUCUCCGUAAUUUUAGUGAAAUUGAAAAAAUGUAUAGGAAAAUACCAACACCUGACGAUUCACGGCGUGCUCUUGAUUUGGUGAAGCCUCCAAUCUCGUCAGAUAAUGAUUAUUACGUCGGCAGCGAAAACAGCUCGGAAAUUUUAGAUGUUGACAACAAAGAAAAAUCUGAAUAUCGUGCUGAGUCACCGUUGGAUGAAAGAAGUUAUGAUGAUGAACCAGAAGAUUUAAGUGUAAAUAAAAACAAAACUGAUAAUAAACAAAGUGACUAUUCAGAAAAGGGCUCCCGCACAGACAGCUGUACCACCGAUGAUAAAUCGUCGUUAGUACCAAACAAACGAAAGAGGAAAAGUGGUAAUCCAACAAGAUGUUCACAAAGUAAUGAAUACAGUGCUUCUGAUGAAGAGUUUAACGGAGAUUUAUUUAAAAAUUUAAGGGUUGCGAGUUCGAGUCAAAACGAAGAGCCUUUAUCAUUAAAAAAGUUAAAACCAGAAAAAUUGGAGCUAUUUCAGGACUGUGAAGGUAUAAAUGUGAACGCUGAAUCAGUGCCUCGUGUAAAGGCUGAAAGUGAAUCUGAUGAUGAAUCAAGUGCUCCAAGUAUUGUAAGAGAAGGCUUAAGGCUUCGAUCGGAUCUUUACACGCCAAGUGAUAGUGGAAGUGACAUGAAUACACUAGAAGAAAGACUUGCACGCGUUCGGUCGCCUUCCGCUAAUAGUGAUAGAUUGGACGAUAAAACAGAUAUCAAUAAUAUUGAAAUACCUAUAGAUGAAGAAAACCCUGACCGGUGCACUGCUUGCGGGAAAAUAUUUCAAAACCAUUUCACAUUGCGAAUGCAUUACAGAAACGAUCAUUUGAAACUUCUACAUCCUUGUGAUGUAAGCGGAUGUGAUGCUGCGUUUCCUUCGCGGAGAAGUCGAGAUCGUCACAGCUCCAACAUAGAUCUGCAUCGAAGGUUGUUAUCGACGUCGGAUACCAGAGAGCAUCGAGCCCCUUUUGAAAUGAAUACAGAACUAUUAAACAAAUUAUAUUCAGAUAUAAAAGGUCUUGCGUCAACGCUUGAAAGCCUCCGGUACGGUGGUGAAGAGUCGUCCCAAGUUCCCAAUUAUCUGACGGAAACAAUGAAAUUGUACAGUCGAAACUUAAGCGCAUUACAAGCUGGUAUGUUUCCACAGAUGGGAGAUAGGUUUUUUCCUCCAUUUUUGAUGAAUAAUGGCACGCCACAGCCUGGGGGGCUUUAUGGUGCGCCAGCAGGGGCGCAGCUAGCUAGAGAAUCUUUAUCUCCACUUUCAGCAUCAUCACCUCCAGUUAUAUCCCCCGGGAGACUCGACGCAGCCAACGCCCGUCCAAGAGAAGACGCUAAGCUGCUUUUUCGUGAAUCAUCAGAAUCCUACAAGAAGAUGACUUCGCUUUGUGAACGGCAAGAGCAAAUGUACCAACACCACGUGCCCGUGUCAUGACGUCAUGUUUACAACCAUCACGCGACAUGGUGAGCCCUGCCUGUGUCACAGUUCGCGAGAAAGACUUGUAUUUAAUUGUUAAUAUUAUCGUGUUAAUCUUCGUUUUGUAUUUUCUUGUGAUAUUUAGACAAAUAUAUCGAUCCCACGAACUGUAAGUUAGGGGUAGUGUACCUCGGUAUUGACGGAGAAGUGUGCAAUAACAAGUGUAAUGUAUGAUAGAGUCGGCGCAUGUUACUGUCUGUAGGAUAUUCUUAAUCGAUGUUGAAAGUAAACGUUAAUUAAUGAUCAGCUUCAUUUAUUGUUCUGCCGCAAUAAACUCAUUGAAGAAAAA